Leptonychotes weddellii (Weddell seal) is the source of this 1214-nucleotide messenger RNA. The record is from RefSeq and is a predicted model, not a curated record. NCBI's taxonomy places the organism in Eukaryota, Metazoa, Chordata, Mammalia, Carnivora, Phocidae.
CUAAGAUGAGGAGGGAGGUGACGCACGCGCGAUACGGCUCACCCGGCCCGCAGCUCGACCCCCGCCCAGGCCCAGACCGCAGCAGAAUCCUCCCGCUGCCCAUCGGUGAAAAAUGGUCUCCGCGAUGGUUUCUACCAUGCUCUCUGGCCUAGUGUUUUGGCUGACAUUUGGAUGGACUCCAACAUCUGCGUAUAGCCCGAGGAGCCCUGACCGGGUCUCGGAAACAGAUAUCCAGAGGCUGCUCCAUGGCGUUAUGGAGCAGUUGGGCAUUGCCAGACCACGGGUAGAGUAUCCAGCACACCAGGCCAUGAAUCUUGUGGGCCCACAGAGCAUCGAAGGUGGAGCCCAUGAAGGUCUUCAGCACUUGGGUCCUUUUGGCAACAUCCCAAACAUUGUGGCAGAGUUGACUGGUGACAACAUUCCUAAGGACUUUAGUGAAGAUCAGGGCUACCCGGACCCUCCAAAUCCCUGUCCAGCUGGAAAAACAGUAGAUGACGGAUGUCUAGAGAACACCCCCGACACAGCAGAGUUCAGUCGGGAAUUCCAGUUGCACCAGCACCUCUUUGAUCCAGAACAUGACUAUCCAGGCUUGGGCAAGUGGAACAAGAAACUCCUUUAUGAGAAGAUGAAGGGAGGACAGACACGAAGGCGGAGGAGUGUCAAUCCGUAUCUACAAGGACAGAGACUGGACAAUGUGGUCGCCAAGAAGUCGGUCCCCCAUUUUUCAGAUGAGGAUAAGGACCCAGAAUAAAGUGAAGAUGCCGGGUAGGAACCCACACCACCCGUUAGGCCUCAGUACUGCUUAUGCGCACGUGUGAUUAGAGCCCCUGUGAAUGGCAGCAUGUUUCUAAUUUAGACGAGUACGGAUGAAAAGCAGCUGUAUUUUAAUACUGCAUUGUCCUUCACACUGACAGUUCUGCUCUCUACUACUUUUUUCUUUUUAAAUAUGGAUCUGCGAUGAACAUUAAAGUGUAUAUAUCAACAACAGCAAAAAGCAAGACUAUGAAUGAAAUGUCCUCAGAUUUCUUGCAGUUUAAAAUGGUGUUUUGGGCUGCACUCUUUUGGCAAAGUCUGUGAAAAGCUGGCAUUUGAUUUUGAUUAUGUAGUUCACCCGGCCCUUGGGCGUUGUUACACAUCAGUAAAGAAGACUGUACUCAAGAGGAGGAACGGACACAUUUCACUUGGCUACAUCUUAAUAAAUGUGUAUGCAAGCA